Molecule: messenger RNA, 1511 nt
Organism: Cyphomyrmex costatus
Lineage: Eukaryota; Metazoa; Arthropoda; Insecta; Hymenoptera; Formicidae
Exons: 9
Coding region: 60-1511 (483 amino acids)
Source: RefSeq, a predicted model, not a curated record
UACUAAAUUACUAUGAUUUUUGAAACUAUAGGCUUUCACAGGUUAAUUGCGAUUUACGUAUGUACUUAUUUCAGGAUAUGGUAGACGUUACAACAGCUUUGCCAUCUAACGGAGGGGCAUCGUUAAUUGGACGCACCAGAGGUGCUCUCAGAUCUGUGAGAACCGCUCUAGGAGGAAGCGGGGAAUACCUUCAGGGCCUAGGGAACAGAAUAGGAUCCGCUCUUAGCAGUAGCUUAGAAGAAAGCGAACUGACUACAACCCCUUCCACGCCAUCAUCAUCGCCACAAGCACCUGCACUACAGUCUAUCAAGCCAGAAGAGCAAUUAGGACGGCGGAAACUCAGGCUUCCAAGAUUUGGCUCGGGAUUAUCCUACGAGGAUUAUGAGGCAAUAGCGCGACACAAAUUGGAACGACAGGGAUGCGUCAACAUUUCCAGAACGCGAAAAUAUCCACCUGGGAUGACUUAUGAAGAGAUAGCAUCCUCCAGAUCAGUCUCAAGUAAGAAACAGGAAAAUCGAACUGAACAGGACGAUAUCAGUCCUGAUCGCUACAGCCAGGAAAGUAUAGAGCCCAUUCAAGAGCAGGACAUCAAAGCGACCGGACCCGAUCCUUAUGAGAAAUUGAAUUACAAAGCAGCGAGGGCGCCGACCCGCUAUCAGACGGUUGUUUUCCGUUUAGACAUGCCUUGCAGCAGUGAUUCUACGAGUGAUCAAGAUGGUUACGGACCCAGCACUAGUCUGGAUUCUAACAUGGAUGGUCGUAGAAUGUGGCAAAGAUCAGGUUCAUCGGGAUCUGUUCAAUCCUGGGCUUCGAGCUUAUCAGCUGAUAGUCAGUCGGAGGAAGCUGCCGCAGACUUUAUGAAAACUUUUGUACCUUUACUAUUUGAUGCGCCUAAUACUAUCGAUCAAGAACAAAAGGCUAAUUUUGGGCAGAUGGUUUUGACAGAAUCGGGAAGAAUAUGGUUCUCCAGAGUAGUGAACGCAAGAAGAGCACGUGCGUGUGUGACAGAAGCUUCAUUUUAUUCUUUGGCGCAGCAUUUUGCAGUUGCGCUUUUUGAAUGCCAUGAAGCGGAUGAUUUUGCCCCCGCUAAAAGUCUUAUGAAUAUGUGCUUCACUUUCUAUCAUGAAGUGGAAGUUCCUGGAUUAGAGCCUUACCGUGAAUAUUUGUACACACAUUUACGCGUUCAACCAAUAUGGACGUCUAUGAGAUUUUGGACAGCUGCUUUCUUUGACGCAGUACAAUGUGAGCGAGCGUCAAGACCGGUACCACCUCGACCAAAAUCUUUAGAUCAGGAAAGCAUUGCCGCCGAAGAUAGAAAGUUUCAAGCAAAUAUUGUCUUUGGACAAUUAGGGACUUUUACUUGCAACAUGCAUGCUUUCGGCCUGUCACGAGCUUUAUGUACAGAGUUCCUCCGAAAACAAUGUAUCAUAGCAAAUUUAACUAAAGAACAAGAAAAGAUGCUACGAGAUAACAUAGAUCGAAUGUUCGAUGAGACCGAGCCAUGGCGGUAG